AGCGCCUUUUGUCUGCACACGCGUAACGGCGCAGGGAAACCCCACGUCCGCCACGCGUGCAUCGACGGUGACGUAUCAUGUACAGUCUGACAGCGCGACUCCGCCGAAGGUGGAAAACAAAGCGCAAAAGCCCCCGCGUGAAACUGUCAGGUGAGUUGCGCGUGGAGUCCGCGUCGCUUUCGGCGAUGCUCGUCGAGAAGUAUCCCAGUUUACCUUUCUUCUGCGACCCGUGAUUUCUGCUCAUUUCCACAAAAGCCCAAGGCAUGACGACAUCAAGGGUUCGACACCUGCGAAAGGAGCCGAAUGGCACGGAAUGAAAUGAACUAUAUGCCUGUUUAUGCUUUCUACAAUCGUUAUUUACCUGUACUUUUGCGCUUUUUAAAUACCGCUAUUUUUCACAAUUGCGUAUGUCACUGUUGUCCUAAUCAGAGCAGCAAUUAUUUAAGUUUAAAGGCUUUUUUAACUAAAUAGACGCUGACAUCGCGCUUCGCGAACUCGUUGUUGUCGGUCACCAUCGAAACGGAGCGAUACGCCUCAAUUGAAUCGCAUCUCUUUUCUUCGAAGCGCCUUUUUCGCCGAAUGAAAACUGAGAAGAGCGCUUUAAUUGGACAAAGGGAUACCCGAGGACUCAACUAUGGUAAAAUUAGGGUACGUUACCUCACGUUCCAGUCACACAGAGUUCAGCGUCCCACAAAUUAGUCUGGCGUCACUUUACCGGACCCCGGAUCAUUUUUGAGGGAUUACGCGACGUAAACAAUCCCCCAUACUCGCGUUUGGAAACCGGAAACUGCUGUUUGGAUAAGUUUAUCGCUGGUGAGCGUUGCUGAUGUGAACCUAUCGCUGUGCGGAACCGUGCGUGCCCAGGGCGCACGGAGCGUGGCGGUAAGGUCAGCUUGAGCCCGCAAGGAUGCCGGUACGACGGGGCCACGUCGCGCCGCAAAACACUUUCCUCGACACGAUCAUCAGGAAAUUCGAAAGUCAAAGUAGAAAAUUCAUCAUAGCCAAUGCGCGGGUGGAGAACUGCGCCAUCAUCUUCUGUAAUGAUGGCUUCUGUCACAUGUGCGGCUACACGAGGGCUGAAAUCAUGCAAAAGCCAUGCACCUGCAACUUCCUGUACGGCCCACACACCAAGAGGCUGGCCAUCGCGCAGAUGGCACAGGCGCUGCUGGGGUCAGAAGAGAGGAAGGUGGAGAUAGCGCUCUACAGGAAGGACGGUGCGUGUUUCCUGUGUUUGGUGGAUGUGGUUCCUGUCAAGAAUGAAGAUGGCGUGGUGAUCAUGUUUAUUCUGAAUUUCGAGGUCAUGCCGGACGAUAAACUACACGACCCGCAGGAUCUCAAUCAUAAGCUGCCUGUGCUGUGGCGUCAUACAAAUCGAGCUCGUGGCAUCCGUUUACGUCUCCCGCUCCUGAACUCCAGGAAUAACAGUAAAUCUUCUCUGCGGGAGGAUCCGGAGGCCGGACGAGGAACGGGUUUCCCCAGCAGCUCCCGUCCGCAAAGCCACGAAUCCCUCGCUUUGGGCGAGCUGCUGUCUCUGCCUGAACACGAGCCGCCUCGUCUGCCUACCGCCUCCAGCACCGCCGUAGCCACUCCGUCCUCGCUGCUGCCCGAAGACCAGUGCAACCUCCUGGGCACCGACCCCUCGUCACCACCACCGGCCCCGCCACAUCCUGCCGCGCUGCCCCUGGGUCACUCCUCUCCCCGACCGCAUCGUCUCAAUCCGGACGCCUCCGUGUCCAACUGCAGCCUGACCAACAGCCGCUCACGCGAGAGCUUUCACAGCAUGCGGCGCGCAUCUUCGGUGGACGAUAUCGAGGCCAUGCGGCCCGAAUGGGACCGGAAGCACCGGACUCGACCCACCAGCAGCAGCACGGGUGCCAUGAACAACAAGUCCAGCAUCCUGAACUCUACCUCCGAUUCGGAUCUCAUGCGUUACCGCGCCAUCAGUAAAAUCCCACAGAUCACGCUCAACUUUGUGGACUUUAAACCGGACCCUCUCAUCGCCCUCCCGGCCGGAGAAAUGGACAUCAUCGCGCCCUGCAAGCUCAUCGACCGCACGCAUAACGUCACCGAAAAAGUCACUCAGGUGCUGUCGCUGGGCGCUGACGUCCUGCCGGAGUACAAGCUCCAGACUCCGCGCAUUCACAAGUGGACGGUGCUGCACUACAGCCCGUUCAAGGCGGUGUGGGACUGGCUGAUCCUGCUGCUGGUGAUCUACACGGCCAUCCUCACGCCGUACUCCGCCGCCUUCCUGCUCAACAGCGACGACGACGGCUCCGUGCAGAACUGCAGCUACUCCUGCAGCCCGCUGAACGUGGUGGAUCUCAUCGUGGACAUCAUGUUCAUCAUCGACAUCAUCAUCAACUUCCGCACCACCUACGUCAACGCCAACGACGAGGUGGUCAGCCACCCGCUGCGCAUCGCCGUGCAUUACUUCAAAGGCUGGUUCCUCAUCGACAUGGUGGCCGCCAUUCCCUUCGACCUGCUCAUUGACCGCACCGGGGAGGAGAUGAGCGCAGAGCCAACUCAACAGACCACCCUUAUCGGCCUUCUCAAGACGGCGCGUCUUUUACGUCUCGUCCGCGUUGCACGUAAACUGGACCGUUACUCUGAGUACGGUGCAGCCGUCCUCUUCCUGCUCAUGUGCACGUUCGCUCUGAUCGCUCAUUGGCUGGCCUGUAUCUGGUACGCCAUCGGGAACGUAGAGCAGAACCGCUCCAUCGGCUGGCUGCACUCGCUCGGCGUGGAUCUGGGGAAACCGUACAACAGCACCAUCAAGGGGUCGGGACCCAGCAUCAAGGAUAAAUACGUGACCGCUUUAUACUUCACCUUCAGCAGCCUGACCAGCGUGGGCUUCGGAAACGUGUCGCCCAACACCAACUCCGAGAAGAUCUUCUCCAUCUGCGUCAUGCUGAUAGGAUCGCUCAUGUACGCCAGUAUCUUCGGGAACGUGUCAGCCAUCAUCCAGCGGCUGUACUCCGGAACGGCUCGUUAUCACACUCAGAUGCUGCGGGUGAGAGAGUUCAUCCGCUUCCAUCAGAUUCCCAACCCGCUGCGCCAGAGACUGGAGGAAUAUUUCCAACACGCCUGGUCCUACACCAACGGCAUCGACAUGAACGCCGUGCUGAAGGGUUUCCCAGAGUGUCUGCAGGCUGAUAUCUGUCUGCAUCUGAACCGAACUCUCCUGCAGAACUGUAAAGCGUUCAAGGGCUCCAGUAAAGGGUGUUUGCGGGCGCUGGCCAUGAAGUUCAAGACCACACACGCCCCGCCGGGAGACACGCUGGUGCACGCCGGAGACGUCUUGACCGCGCUCUACUUCAUCUCCCGUGGGUCCAUCGAGAUCUUACGUGGAGAUGUUGUAGUGGCCAUCUUAGGGAAGAACGAUAUAUUCGGGGAGCCCAUCAACCUGUACGCACGACCUGGGAAAUCCAACGCAGACGUGAGAGCGCUGACAUACUGCGACCUCCAUAAGAUCCACAGAGAUGACGUGCUGGAGGUGCUAGACAUGUACCCGGAGUUCUCAGACCACUUCUGGAGCAACCUGGAGAUCACCUUCAACCUCAGAGACACCAACAUGAUUCCCGGAUCUCCCAGCAGCGAUGAUUCAGACUGCGUCGGCUUCAACAAACUGCGGAGGAGAAAGCUUUCGUUCCGACGACGGACAGAAAAAGAUGAUGCCGAUGCAGGAGAGAUCAAGAAGAAUCAGAAACCCGUCCGGAGAGGCAGAAAACAAGCAGCCAGUAACAAGAACGAACUCAAACCGGGGUGGGAGGGGCCUCGCAAUUCUAUCUCCUCCCACUCCAGUGGCGAUGAGGGGGAGGAGCCUGUGCACACAUGCCCCACCCCUCCCACAACACUCAUGGAUGUGACUGAAGGAGAGGGCGAUCCAAAAACAGGAAACACAUGCAACGCCCUAUCAGGUGCAUUCUCAGGUGUGUCUAAUAUCUUCAGUUUUUGGGGUGACAGUCGGGGGAGGCAGUAUCAGGAGCUGCCCCGCUGCAAUCUCCCGUCGCCCUCGCCGCAUCCCAGCACCCCCCUGCGCAGCAUCAGCCGGCAGCAGCGCAGCCAGAUGGAGAGCAGACUGGAGCUCCUGCAGAAACAGCUCAACAGACUGGAGAGUCGCAUGUCGACGGAUAUCGGCGCGAUCAUGCAGCUCCUGCAGAGGCAGAUGAUGCUGGUUCCUCCUUCUUACAGCAGCGUUUCCUCCCCGCCGCAGGCGUCCAUGUUCCCCGAGAUACUCGUGCAGCCCGUCACGCCGAUGGAGUCCAAAACACUGGCCUCCCUCUCACAGUCCUGCGAGUUUCUCAGCAGCGCCGCGGAGCUCCAUACAGCGGUCAGCGUCGCUCCUCGCGCGGGGUUCUCCAGCCUCGGAGCCCGACUUGAGCUUGUGCCCGACCUGGACGUUCACCGCCGCUUCUCGCUACAGGAGCCGCACACGUCGCUGAGCUCACAGACGCCACAGAAACACGGCUCAGACCCCGGGAGCUAGAGAGACCACCACCAGACCAGAGGACAACAAACCCGAUGAACCAGCUCUCUUUUCUGGCUUCUGGUUCUGGUUUUGCACUGCGGAGGGUUCGGAGAUUCACUGGAGGCGGUUUUACUGGUCUUUACUGCUGCCGUCCAGUAUCGGAUAUCCGUAAACGAAUAAUGAUGAUUAUUACCAAUUUCAAGUAGCCAUUAUGUCUUGCACUGAAUUUUUCCAGACUCUCUCGAUCUUUAUCUUCACGUCUGCCGCGCUUCCAAAACUGACUGAACUCGUUAGUGUUAGCUGGCCUAACAGAAGAAAAUCAUUCUAAUAAUAAUAACCUGAUGUGUUCUGUCUGUCUGUCCUGUCAUUGCCUUCAUUUUCUGUGCGUCGACGAAGAAGGCGGAGCCUAGGGGCCCCGCCCAAGCACACUGGAUUGGCUGGACUGGGUGAUUGGCGGGUGAUUAAAGCUAUGCCAUUACUGAUGAAGCAUAUCAUGUGUUUGACACUGGAUGAACAAUAUGCAACGAAUCGAACGCGCGCCACGUCCCGCUUGGCUUCCGUUCGUUUUGUUUUAACGUGGCGUGAUUUUUAUAGUUAGAACACAUUAGCUUUAGCAAUACCGAAUCCUUUAAACCACGAACGAAACCAAAUAUUGAAGAUUGGGUCGGACCAAAUGUUUUUUUUGUUUGGUUUUUCCUCUUCGUCUGUGGCGUUUACGGCCUGCAGCCACAGUCAUGUGAUUAUCAAUUAUUAUUUGGUACAGUUAUGAGCUCUCGAACUCCAAGAUGAAUUAAAAACAAACGUUUUGGUUUGGUUUUCCGUUGACGUGUGGACCAAUGAGGAAAAGAAACUUUACAUAAGCUCUUAAGCAUGCGAUAAUAAACACUUUAAUAUUUAGCCAUUUAUUUUAUAUCAGACUUUACCAUUAUUAUAUUUAAAUGACUAUAAUAUUUAAUAUAAGCAUUCUUGAGGAAGGAAGAUUAUUAGCAUGAGAACGUGUUGUGCAUCGAUCAUGACCGCGAUUGUAUCAUUCUGCCUCUAGGCUUGAAAUUAGAGGUUUUUAAUUGUGAUUUAUGUUUUGUUGAAACCAAAUAUUCGAUCUAAUUUGAAUUUAACUGGUAAACUGAACGUGAGGACGGUCGAUUUCAGCACGUCUGAUCAAACGUGUGUCUGAGUCAGUGUGAAAGAGCUGUUCAACACUACUGCAGUAAAUAACAACAUUCACUUUGACUUUGAUUAGUGCAGGAGUUUGCACAUGUUUAUCUACGUCAUAUUUGUUCUUCUUUUUAUUGUUAUUAUUAUUAUAUUAGUGUCUGUGUAUAAGAGUCUUUUCGUCACCAUAUACGGGUGAAUCUCACAAUAACAUCCAGGUCAAAUUGUACCUAUUUAUAAAAAGCAAAGAGAAAAAAGAUAUAAUAUUGGCAUAAAGACAAGAAAAUCCAUUUUUAUAGUUCUUGUUAUUCUUAAUGAUUAUUCUCUUUGAGAAUAUUAUAAAUAAUAAUCAUUAAACAUCAUUAUUUUGUUUAAACAAUCAUAAAUUAAGGCCAACAAAUGCUAUUUUAGUGUAAUACAUUUAAAUGUAAUUAGUUUUGAAACUCAGUAAAAAAAUAAAAUAAGAGAAAAUUGAGGGGGAGAAACUGAUAACUGGUUUUAUGAUGUUGAUGUGUGUAAAAAUCAUAGAAUCAUUUUUUUGUUUUGUUUUUUAGUUGUUAGUUUGUUUUGUUUUGUUUUUCCAUUAUGGAAGUUUCAAAACGAAUUAAAUAUUUUUUUUCUUUAAAUAUUAAUCAGUAAUAAUAAUAUAUUUUUUUAAAACCUCAUCAUAAGUUAAAGCCAACAAAGGCGGUUUUAGUGUAUAAAUAUUCAGAAAUUUAUAUGUAAUUUUGAAACUCAGUUCUGAAACUCAGUAAAAAUAAAUUAAGAGAAAAUUGAGGGGAAAAAACAGAUGAAAACUGAUUUUAUGAUACUGAUGUGUAUUUCAUAGGAUCAAGUUUUGUUUUUGUUUGUUUGUUUAUUGUUUUCCAAUUUGGAAGUUUUUUUGUGACAAUUUUUUUCAAUUUUUUUUAUACUGAGUUUCAAAACUAAUUUUAUAAAUUUUUUCUUUAAAUAUCAAUCAGUAAUAAUAAUUAUUAUUUUUAAACCUCAUCAUAAAUUAAAGCCAACAAAUACUGCUUUAGUGUAUAAAUAUUUAGAAAUUUAAAUGUAAUUAGUUUUGAAACUCAGUAGAAAUAAAUGAGAAAAUUGAGAGUAAAAAUACUAAUGUGUAUUUCAUAGGAUCGUGGGGUUUGGUUUUGUUCUUUUUGUUUGUUUGUUUGUUUGUUUGUUUUGUUUUGUUUUCCAUUAUGGAAGUUUUUUGUGACUUUUUUUUUUUUUCAAUUUUUUUAAAUACUGAAUUUCAAAACUAAAUUAAUUUUAUUUUUUUCUUUAAAUAUUAAUCAGUAAUAAUUAUUAUUAUUUUUAAACCUCACCAUAAAUUAAAGUCAUAUUAAAUAUUUAGAAAUUUAAAUGGAAUUAGCUUUGAAAAUCAGUAAAAAAAUAAAUUAAGAGAAUUAAUUAAUUAAUUAAUUAAUUAAUUAAUUAAUUAAUUGAGGGGGAAAAACUGCCUUGACAAAUAAAAAACUUGUUUGUUUGUUUUUUCCAUUAUGGAAGUUCUUGUGCCUUUUCUAUACUGAGUUUCAAAACUAAUUAAAAAAAAAUUCUUUAAAUAUUAAUCUGUAAUAAUUAUUAUUUAUAAACUUCAUUAUAAAUUAAAGCCAACAAAUACUGUUUUAGUGUAUAAAUAUUGACAAUGAAAAUCAUAAACUUAGAGAAAAAAAUACCUGAUACGUGAUCUUAUGAUCCUAUAUAUAUUAGGAUUUUUUGUGAGAUUCACCCUCACAUGGCUGUAGUAUUUGUUUGUAAAGUUGUGUUGCUCGCAGGUGGAGAAAUGAAACAUUUAUUUUUCGUCGGUUUGCUGGUUUGUUUGUUUGUAAUCAAGGAUUGCUCUUAAUCUGUGUCAGCUGACUGUGAGCGCAGAAAUUCGGCUUCAUUGUCCUAAUGCUCAGACAGUAAUUAAUGGAGGUUACAUAACAACAGUACUGUGUUUCAUCCUGUGAUUAAUCUCCACAUCACUGUUCCGUGGAUGUUUCUGACACGUUUGGAUGACGAUCUGUCCGGCUGAA
Molecule: messenger RNA, 7626 nt
Organism: Labeo rohita (rohu)
Lineage: Eukaryota; Metazoa; Chordata; Actinopteri; Cypriniformes; Cyprinidae
Gene: kcnh2b
Product: potassium voltage-gated channel, subfamily H (eag-related), member 2b
Exons: 15
Coding region: 908-4486 (1192 amino acids)
Biological process (GO): membrane repolarization during action potential; regulation of heart rate by cardiac conduction; regulation of ventricular cardiac muscle cell membrane repolarization
Cellular component (GO): membrane
Molecular function (GO): inward rectifier potassium channel activity
Source: RefSeq, a predicted model, not a curated record